Messenger RNA from Fusarium coffeatum, 5469 nucleotides. RefSeq lists its product as uncharacterized. The record is from RefSeq and is a predicted model, not a curated record. Bases 1 to 5469 code for a protein of 1822 amino acids. The transcript is spliced from 2 exons. Gene Ontology annotation, molecular function: guanyl-nucleotide exchange factor activity. Lineage: Eukaryota; Fungi; Ascomycota; Sordariomycetes; Hypocreales; Nectriaceae. Gene Ontology annotation, cellular component: plasma membrane. Gene Ontology annotation, biological process: Ras protein signal transduction; positive regulation of GTPase activity.
AUGGAGGCCCUGGAGCCAUCGUCUGCAGACCCGCUGCCGCCAGCGUCUGGUCUCAGCGCUGCGCCCCCAGUCCCAGUCCCAGUUCCUUUACCAUCGCCUCCUCCAGCUGCAGCUGCGACUGCAACCACUGUCAAGGAUCCGACGUCGACCAAAACAAUCGAUCAGCAAAGGUCUCGCUCUCGCUCCGGCUCAGGCCUUGUAACAGCACUCAAGAAAAAGGAAAACACCAGCCCCAACUUCUCGACGCCCGGUAAGUGGCCUUCUGUAAGGUCCACUACCACUGUCGCGCGCAUGCCCACGAGUAACACCGUCGCGAAACCCCUGGUUCCUCUGUCGGAGCGAAGAAUUCACCAAAAGAAGCAUACCACUCGGAGUCUCAAGGACUCAGAUUCCAGCGCUGACAACCAGGGCAGCAUUUCCCGAUGGGAAAUUACCCCGGAUGGCGGAUCGGCAGGUCGAGAGGGACGACAGUUCACAGUUGCCAACGUUGGGAACAAUGGCCGGAUAUAUUUGAGGCCGACCGUUCGCCCUGCGUAUCAGCGAUGUCCUCAGCCUCAAUUCGUCUUCCCAAUCACACCACCCAGCACUGCAGGCUUGGAUGCAAUCCCUCAAAACAAACAGUCUCAAGACGAGACCAGCGAGCUUCACGUCAGCCAGUGGACCCCGACCGAGCCCUCGCCUUAUGACACCAACCAUCGAACGUACUUCGAGCACGAUUCCUAUCCGCUCCGACCUGUAAGGCACCGACGCGCCCUCUCCGAUAGCACGGUUCACGAAGUAACCGCUGCGAAGGACUCGGAGCCGGGCGCCUUUAAGAUCGUUAUUUCCAAGCCGUUGGAGGAAUAUCGGCCACGGACUAUGGAGGAUUUUGAUUCCAACUCUGAUCCUCUUCUCGACAUUUCGAUCCCCUCCUGGCGUAUUGGUAUCCCACGAUUUACCGGAAGAGGCACACCAAUGAUUCGCGGUUCUUCCUACGCUCCCACAGAGGAGUUUCGCUCCAGUAGCGCCUCGCUACUGAGCCGGCCUCAGGGUGUGCUCAAUAGCUCUCAUCCUGAUAUCGCAUCUCCGAGACGACCGAGUUCCAUGGCUGUCCCGAUGCUUCGACUUUCAAGAAAUUUGUCGGCCUUGACUCAGACUCCGUCAAGUGCGCAGUUCUCCAAAACCACCCGCCCCAGUUACCGAUCCAGUUCAAAGAUCGAACCAGCCAUGUUCGACGAUCUCACUUUCAAACCCGCUUGCGAUGAUAGAACACUCGUCAAAUAUUCUACGGUGACUGGUGCCGUCAUAGCUGCUACGCCUCCGCGCCUUGUCGCUGAAAUCACAUCUCCCAGCUUCCUGGACUACGAACUCAUCUCCGACUUCUUCCUCACCUUCCGGGCGUUUCUCGAGCCCGUGGAUCUUCUUCGUAUGCUCAUAGCGAGAUUACGGUGGGCUUUGGCUCGGGAUGAUGAAACAGGCAUGGUAGUUCGCGUUCGCACAUUUGUCGCUCUUCGACAUUGGAUUCUCAACUACUUUAUGGAUGAUUUCGUUAUGGAUUACAACCUCCGACUCACUUUCUGUGAGCUACUCAACGACUUUGUGGAUGAACUUUCCCAGUGUAAACGAUCGCGAAAGGUUCAACUGAAGAUUCUCGGAGAGCUGAAAAAAUGUUGGCGAAGAGUUUGCGCACUUUAUUGGGAUGGCCCGGACUUUGACGACACCCUCGACUCUAGUGUACCGAUCACCCCUGGCGGUAUUGUAGGCCACCGAGAUCCCAGUCUAGACCCGUCAUUCUGGGAGCAGGAUGGAGCCGAAACACCAAGGAUACAAAGCUUGUUACCACUCCGGAGGAGCCCUGCCGAGCGGACUAGUUUCAUCGCCGAUAUUUCUCGAGCUGGUCAUGUUGGAGAUACCGUCCUAGUAGAGCCUCGACCGAGCACACCACAAAAACAAGCCACAAGAGAUUCUAUGGAGCAACAAGCAUCACCAAUUAGCAUGACAAGCAUGGAUAUCGUUUCCUGCUCCUUUCCUAGUAAGGUCAAGCCUACAGUCCAGCCUACAGCCCAACCUCAUCAGACGAAUCCUCUGGCUGCCCAUCCUGUGGCAACAACUUCACAACCCCAUUCGGGCCCCGUAGCAACAACUCCUCGCGCGCUCGUAGGCAAGCGGGUGCGACCCCAGGCUGCUCAUAAGCGCAACAACAGCUUGACUGAUUCCUUACGAGAGCAUAGCACGGACAAGUUGUCGUUCAAGGAUCAGGAGUUCAUGAUGACUGCCCCCUACGCGGGUAGCCUUGUUCGCGGAAACCUGCUACCUCCAGGCCAAGCGUAUGUCGACAUUGAACCGGACGAGUUCUCUAAUACCUUAAUCCGAACUGUCAGCACCAACCACGAGAACCAAAGUCUCAUCAAAGGGAGAACGCCUGCAGGUGCUAUGUCCGGUCACGGAAUGAAGAAACUUUUGGGCAGUGUGCGAAGAGCUUUGAGUACCAGGGGCCAAGGGAUGUCGUCCACUCAAGGCAGCUUUGUUAGCAUCAACAAUAUGGGCCCUCGAGGCGCUACAACUAACCGUAUCCCUGGAACAGCUGUCGUACCUCAGAACCGCCAAAGACCAAACGGCUCCAGACCACCUCUGAGAAUUGAUUUGCUUGGUGCGGAAGUCGUUGAGGAUUUCAAGAAGGCGGUACGGGAUGAGGCCGCCGCCGAGGCCGAUCGUCGUGGACUACCACCGCCGAUGUCUCCCAACCCCUCUUUGACACCCACCGGUGAAUUCCACUACUCUGCUGCUCAUAUGGACUCACACUCCUACGAGCACCUGCCCCACGACCAAAGGCAGCGGCCUGUUAGUGACAUGGCAAUUACCACAGGCAGCAAAUCUAUUGUUAUCGUGGACGACACGACGCCCUUUGACCCAUCUCUUCUGCAUAGGAUUCCUACUAGCAAUGCUUCUGUUGAAGCUUUUGCUGAUGCCUUCAAGCUAACAGGUGCUGACCCCACGCCCCCGUCUACGCCUCCCGCCGCUUAUGGCACAGGAACACCUAGGCGCUCUUCAUACCUGCUUAACCAACACGUCGUCCGCCCGUCGUUGGAUGAGGAUCCCCUGCCUCCAUUUGUUCCCGAUUUUGAAACUCUCGCCCCUGUUACCAGUGCUCCUAUCUCAGAAGAUGGCAACCGUGUGUCGUACUCGACAGCAGCCCGCAGCACGCGCAACCAUCCUCCCGUGUCCUUCCAGAAUCACCGACGCUUGAAGUCGGGCAGAACACAUCGGUCAUUGAAUUCAAUUCUACGUCGCCAAAGUUCCGGCACCAACGCCCUUGUUCGUCGAUCUACUGUCCAGAGCUUCGACGCUACAACAGUGUCUGCGGGAUCGAUCGCUGAACCCGAAGAACCCGAAGAGCCUAUGCCACAGCCCCUACGAAUUCUACGAAGACGCCCAGGAGGAGACCUUCGAGCCGCUACGAAUGUUGGAGAGUUGGAUCCCGUCAACACACUCAGGAGAUCACAGUCCGUUGGCUCACUCACAACAUAUUCAGAGUCAAUACGCAGCUCUUUUGUUCAAAGCCCGCGCAUGAAUUCGUUUGGUCACGGUUCUUUCGGUCGAGGUUCCUACAGUCGUGGCUCUUAUGGCAACGGCGAAGUUGUUUCGAUUGACUACACGCAGCCUAAGAGCGAAGCUUUCUCGGUCGGACAACUUGCAGAUAAGCCGAGACGAGAUCUUUCCCUGUUCAGCACUCAUUCAUCCAAACCGGUAAUGCGCCCUUCUUUUGAAAAAGAGGCACAAAAACUGGCUCAGAUUCCUGAUGAUGACGACGACGGUGGUAUCGAAUCUGCACUAGCCAAAUUGGAGGGAAAGCUCCCUACGAGGAGAGCCUACAAAUCAGCUGUAGGUCUUCCAAUGGGCCGGGCAGUCAGCGAUAGCGUCGCCGCACAUAUCUUAGAUGCCGAACACAGGAAGGAGCACCAUGAGCAGCAAGUUGUUAGGGAAACAUUUAUGUUGGAUCCUGAGGACAGCGAGCCUGAAUCUAUCAUAGAGUCGCAAAGCCAGCAUCUCACAACCCAACGACCUGUUACUGAAGCAAGGUCGUUCUUAACUGGCUCUUCUCACGAGUCGUACUGUUCUGUACCAAUUCUCGAGCGGGACUCAGUCAAGGCUCGCCCAUGGACCAACAUGUCUAUCUUGGAGGGUCCCGACGAAGAGAACACACCUCGUCCGCAGAAAACCCUCCUAUACACUAACGACGAGGGCGACUCCCAGCACGCCUCUUACGACUUUGUAGAGAAGACACAGAGUAUUGAAGGGAUUAAGCCAGGUGACACAGCUCCAUCGGUUGAAGAAGACCAGUCAUUCCUCGACGACGACAGCGACCUCUCCUCUGAAAUGUCUGCCGAUGCUCUUGACUAUGAAGAGUCUGAGUUUGGUGAGAGUCUGGUCCCACGAGUGAAGCUUCCAGCUCAUCCUCUUGGAUCUCCCGCGCCGGCUCCUAAUCGCAAACCUCCCUCGCCCCCUAUGACACUGGUGCAAGCCUUGGAGAUGUCUCCCACUCACUGUGUUCAUGUUCCUUCGCUACAUGAAGAACAGGUCUGGGGACAAAAGCCACUACCUCCAACUCCCGAGACAACACCAACGGCCCCUUAUGCUCUACAAACAGACCAGUCGACAGUCGAUGGAUACCGCCAAGCUGCUAAGCCAGAGUCUAUUGAAAGCAACAAGUACUCGGCUCAUUUGCCGUUUAUUCUGGCAUUUGACUCGGAGAUUCUUGCACAACAGUUUACUCUCAUUGAGAAGGAUGCACUGAAUGAGAUUGACUGGAAGGAGCUUAUCGAUAUGAACUGGAAAGAUGCUGCUCACAGUGAUUCUCGCUCGUGGGUCGACUUCCUCCGUAACUCCGAUGCCCAUGGCGUUGAGGUUGUUAUCGCGCGCUUCAACAUUAUGGUCAAAUGGGCCAUCUCUGAGAUUGUCCUGACACAAGGCCUCGAAGAAAGAGUGCGGUGCAUUACCAAGUACAUUCACAUCGCAAACCACUGCCGCCGCUACCGCAACUUUGCCACUCUUGGUCAACUCACCAUCGCUCUAUCCAGUAACGAGGUUGCCCGUCUUACCAAAACUUGGCAACAUGUCGCUCCCCGGGAUUUGGAGACACUGCAAGAUCUCGAGAAGUUGGUAACUCCCAUGCGCAAUUUCUACAGCCUCCGUGCUGAAAUGGAGACCGGCUCAGAUCAGGGCUGCAUUCCCUUCGUUGGCAUCUACACCCACGACCUUCUUUACAACGCGCAACGUCCAUCUGAAAUGGCUGGUUCGCCUACCACACCUCCUUUGGUCAACUUUGAGCGAUGCCGCAUCGCCGCUUCUGUGGUCAAGACAUUGCUUAGAUUGUUGGAAGCCAGUACUCGAUACAGGUUCCAACCUAUCGAGGGCAUCACAGAGCGCUGUCUCUGGAUGAGUGCUUUGAGUGAUGAAGAAAUUCGACGUCACUCGGAGAUGCUUGAAUAA